This is a messenger RNA of Doryrhamphus excisus (bluestripe pipefish), 7143 nucleotides long. Lineage: Eukaryota; Metazoa; Chordata; Actinopteri; Syngnathiformes; Syngnathidae. The record is from RefSeq and is a predicted model, not a curated record.
GGUGACCCUCACACGCCUGCUGCUGUAGGGGUCAACUUCCUGUUUGCCAGCUCCACACCAGGUCGCCACGAACCUCAUUGGAAUCAUUCUUCCAUUUCAGAUGCUCUUCCUGCCUCCGAGCUGCCACUAGAGGGCGACAGAGACUGGCAGUCAAGGUGCAGGAGGUGGCGGACGCGCGCGCUCGUGGAUGUACUUACCUACUUGCUUGUCUUUGCGUGGAAUGCACGCGUGCCUUUUCUGCGGCUGCGGCUGCUGCUGCUCGACUGCUGCUGCGUGAGUCCACCGAGGAUGGGAGGAGGAAGCCUCGUCCUGGUGCUGGCGCUUCACUUUGUGUGGCUGCUGCACUCGGUGCUGGUAAGCUCCGCCCACUGCGACGCAGUCUUCAAAGGGUUCUCGGACUGUCUGCUGCAACUGGGAGACAACAUGGCCAACUACCCUCAAGACCUGGACGAGCAGCAGAACCUGCACAGGAUCUGCACCUACUGGGACGACUUCCACUCCUGUGCCAGCACAGCAUUGGCCGACUGUCAGGAGGGCGCCACCGACCUUUGGGAGAAACUCAAGAAGGAAUCUCGUAAUUUGGAUUUUCGCGGGAGUUUGUUUGAACUGUGCGGCGGGGGCAACAGCGCCCCCAGGUGGGGGGCGACCGGGGGCCUGGGGGCAUUACUGGCGGCGCUGCCCAGUGUGCUGACGUGGUUGGCCCUUUAAGACUAACAAAAACAACACUCUGGAAAAGAAGGACAAAAAAGAAAAACAAAAUCAAUAAAAACUGCAAAGUAGAACAAGAUGGAUUCACUUUGCCCUCAAGUUUGCCUUCCUGGCGCAUCGGUCAAUCGCCACAUCAGGACAAUCCACUACAACACUUUGAGGAAUUCCAAAAGUAUUCCAGGCAAACAGGAACGUUUGCUCAUGGAGGUCUCUGUGAUAAUGGCGGGUAACCGCUGGCACCAGUGCAGAUCGAGCGGAACAUUGGGGUCCAUUCAAAGACACCGUGCUGAACGCGACCAUCCGUAUGGCGCUAAAAGAAAAAGAAAACAAGCAAGCAAGCCGCAUCACACCAGAUUUAGCUUUUUGCACCAAAUUGUGGACCCCUGCAACAUGACUUGCAAGGCUCAGUAUUUGACUUUUAGCAGCUAGCUUGCAAACUUGCAAGCUGAUUUUUUUGUUUGUUUGUGGUGGCAGAAAGGAAGUGAGCGUUCAGCCUGUGGAAGGAUGUCGACCUGCAUGAUGUCGCUUCUUAACACUUUUCAGGAAAUGAGCACAAACGCCAAAGUGUUAGCUAAUUGCUAACUAGCAGUGCAAAUCUACCAGGUGAAGCAUAGCAAUCCAGCCCGCUGCUAACAUAAGCUGUGCUUAUGCUCACAUUCAGAUGAGUCAGUGUAUAAAUACAAAAUGUUAGCUUACACUAAAUGAUAACGCUAUCAUUUUAGCAGCUAACAGUGGUGAGCUGUGCCUAAAUGUUGACAUUAGCAGCUUGGACAAGGGUUAGCAUGUUAAGACAUCAAACAUCAGCCCACCGAAAGAGUUUAUCUAGCAAGACUUUGUUUUGAAAUCUCUUUUAGAGUAUCUGCUUUCAGGGUUAGGUCAUGCGUGGCACAGAUGCUGAGUUUUUUUUUUUUUUUUCUACAACGUUGUGCUCCUUUCCUGAAACCCUUGAGAAGUUUUCUUUGGAUGUAAGUAGUAACAUUAGCGUUAGCGUUGUGUUGUAAACGCAGCAAAAAAAACAAAAAACACAGAGCAAUACAACGACGUCAAGGCCAGUGUAGUAGCUCCAAAAAACGCCAAUAAGAUUCCAUCAAUCAAUCCAUAAUAAAUAGUGACAAGACUGUUGUGUUGGACUAAAAGACGUCAUUGAUGAAUAAUAAUAAUAAUAACUUCUAUGUCUUUGUUUGUUUGCUCGCAACUUUACCGAUCAUUCCACAAAUUAUUCUGAAGAAUUUAUGUACAUUUAAUAAGAGAAAAAAGGUCUAUUAUAGAAACUUUUAACACUCCAUUGAUACAGAUGAUAGAACUAUAUAUAAAAGAUUGACAACAUGAUUUAGUGCUAAAUAAAAGAAUUUCAUGUUUGAAAGGAAGUGUGUAACAUCAGUGUUUUUUUUCAUGUCUCUCUCUCUCUCUCUCUCUCUCUCUCACACACACACACACACACUUGCAUUCAUUAUUAAUGAGGGAGAGUCCCUGAGCUGCUACUGCUGCUGCACACUCACUUGGUAUUGAUGGAAAGAUGAUGAUGGUGAAGGAGAGGGACUCAGAUGCUCAAACAUCAAACAGAAAUUACUUUGUGUGUGUAUAUGUGUGUAUAUAUAUGUGUAUAUAUAUAUAUAGCACAAGUGGUCAAAUAUUUAAUUACAAAUAUCGUAACAUGGUGUCACAUAAAGAUGUAACAUUUCCUUUUUACUUACAGAGGAGGAAUGCAUUUUAAUUGAUCAAUUAGUAUAAUGUGUAUAAUAAGAGAAAUAGUUUAGGAUGUAUAGACAUCCUUUAAUCUAUGAACAUAACCUUCAUUUAGCCAUUUUGGGUGUUUUUCGGGUAUUUUUUUACAGGCUUGAAAAAGAUGUAAAUAGAAUAGUGUAAAAAUAUGGUUACUAUUACAUAUUUGUGAUUGACAAUGUCAUGCCAGAAAGUUAUUCAUGGAUUGAGGAACUACAUAUUACAUCGUGGAGAAGGCUACUUUAAAAUCUCAUCUUAGUAUUUUGUCUUCUGAUUCUGUUUAUUUCUUUGCAUGUAUUAUAUAUUCAAACAACAACACGACUAUGUGCGGAGCAAAAGGGCGCAGACUAAUUCCUGGAAAAUCUGGAGAGGGAAGGAAUGAAUAAUUGAAGAAGCAAUUAAGGCCUGCAGGAGAAGAAAGACCAGCUCAUUCAAAAUUCAUGCUGCAAAUCCCGCGAGACUUUGGAUGGCAUUCGCCGCCACGCCCAGACAGUGCACCUUCAGAUAAACCACAUGCGAGCCCCGAGGACGACAAACGCUUCAAAAUAGCUUGAAAUUGAGGUCGUGACUGUUGGCGAUGUCCAAGUGGAUCAAAGAAGCGGGUCAGGUGAAGAUCAAUACCGGGACACCUGUACACUACACACACAGAGUCAAAGCUUCCACCGAAACCAACACUCCGCAGUGUGUGUGUGCGCGCUCACUUGGGGUGCGUGAAGUCAUCCACCAGCGAGACCUUCUCCACCAGGUCCCCAGCGACGGAGCGCACCAGCUCAUAGAAGUCGUUGGCAUCGAAGACACGCUCGUCCGCGGGCAGCCAGAAGGAGAUGUCAUUGUGCAGGGGGGGAUAUUUGCUGAGUGCCUUGGGACAAACAGGAAGUGGAGGACAAAGAUGGUGCAGGUAGACAGGUGGACGUCCCCACGGCCUUCACGACACAUGCGGACAAACCUACCACGUCUGUGGCCAGCACGAAUCAAAUUAGCAGCGGAUUAGCUGUGAGCGCUGGAGGUCAGGAGGCGGCGCUACCCGCAGCUUAAUGACCUGAACCGGAGUUUAGUUCGGGUUAAGGCACUUUGAUGUCUACUCUGUCAUUUAGACCCCGAAGGCCGACAAACAGGAUGUCAGAGCAUGGACUUGAAGCAGGAAGUAAAUGCCAGAGCCGUGAGAGUAAACAAGAGGUAGAUGUGAAACAGGAAGUAGAUCCCAGAGCUUAAAUGUAAUCAGGAAGUGGGUGUUGGUGAAGGAAUUUAAAUAUAGAUGUCAGCGCAGAGUAAACAGGAAGUAGAUGCCAGAGCUGAUAGUGUUAACGGGAAGUAGAUGCCAGAGCUGAGAUUGCAAAGAUUGUCCCAGAUAGAUGAGGCCCUCCGGUCGCAUCCUGCCACCGUGCACUCCAGCUGUGUCACAUCUGUGCACCGUGACAUUCAGGUAGUGGAGGAGGCCGCGCCACAUUUAACCCCUCGCUGUCUCCAUAUGGGGGGGAUAAACGGCGUCCUCUCCAGACUACAAAGUGGAUAAUGGGACAAGAGAACAGCAGCAGCGGCAGAAGGAAAUCCUCCCAAGUCCAAAACACCUCCGCAAACACUCGUGCGCUCGGCGUGCUUCAGGGCCGCCCGCCUCGCCAUCUGUCCGCCGCAAACACGGGCGGUGCUGAAGUGUUCCUCCAGGGGUCCUCACGACAAAGUGCUCGCUUUGAAGAAGUCGUUCUUCCGCCAUGAUGGCAUCAACAGCUAGCCGCUAUUGCUAUUUCAUUAGUGGAGUUGAACUUGUUCCACUUCCUCUUCCUGCUUCUAUGCCCACAGUAACGUAACAAGGAUGACACUCAGGUCAUCAUGUGAACUCCCUCGGAGAGCUUCUCCUACAAGUGCAACACUCCAUGUUUGACCUUCAUUUUCUGUUUCACAGAAACCUUCAUCCUCCUGUCUCCACCCGCCCACCAUGUCCCAGGGGUGACAUGAAACGCUGCCGCUGAGGUAGACGUCUUCAAACACUGCGCUCAUUAAGCCGAGCUGAUGUCUUCAUCGCUGUAAUCGUAUUACUUUGCGACAAGAGGAACAUGUCACACACGGUAAAACGCACACACCGCUGAGUCACACGGGCACAGAUGGACACGCACAGCAUCAGAUGUGGCAUGAGGGUGAGGAUGACGAUGCUGACAGAGGGGGAUGAUGAAGAUAACGGGGGAGGAAGGUCAUGAUGGCGAGGAUGAUGAAGACGACGAUGAUGUCAUGCGGUCCUGACAACAGGUGCGCUGCAACAGUGCAUGAUGGCAUCAUUGAGGAUAGAGAGGCACACGCAACAACACUUCCACUUUCAGAUGCUAUUUUAAACCUUUUAGUCACAAAAAUGCAUUUGUUGCGUAAAUGACCAGUUCAAGCGACGUUUUUAUGCCUUCUCAAAACCUAGCCUUGAUCAAACCGCCCUCAAGUUGUAGAGGACGUGGAUUCUUCUGACACGAUGUAGAAUGUUCGAAUAACAAACUUAUAAACAAAACUUGCCAAUUUAGUUGCGUAAAUGCUGUUGCCCUAGAAACAAGCGGCCGAAAUGACAUUUUUAUGUGUUUUAUUCAAAAAAUGGCUGAGGACGAUGGUGACGACGACAAUGUCACACAAUCCUGACGACAAUGCGAGAUGGCGUCACUGAGCAUUGGAAGGCACACGCAACAAAGCUUCCAUUUAGGGAUGCUAUUUUUAAGCUUGGAGGUCGAAAUGAGGUUUUUAUACCUUUGAUCAAGGCAGUUUUUUGAAUCAAUCAACCCCAAAUGCGUCAUGGUAGAUGUCAUUGAUUCUUCUUAUGACAUCAACUGGAGUGUUCAAAUCGGAACACUACAUCGGCUGAUGAGGAUGGUGACGACUUAUCAUAAAAAUGCUGUUGUCGCGUACAAAUCUGAAACAGAGCGUUCAGAGCCAUCCCAAACUUCUUUCGGGGCUCACUUCCAAAUGCGCAAACCUCAUUAUCUGAAACUUUGGCAUUGUUUAACAUGAGAAUACAAGAAUGUAACUACAUUAAUAGGUCACAAUAGGUCUCCUUUAACAAACAAAACUCAGACUUUAAGAGUGUUUAAAAGUGUGCCAUUUCACUCACUAAAAAGGCAUUGUCGUGUAAAGGAACGGUUAAAAAUUUCAUUCUUCCAAAAACAGCCUUGUGCCAUCAGCACCAAAUGAGAGUCAUAGAAGAUGAUGUGUAACGUUUGAGGAGCAUCAGACCUGCAGUGCCACAUGACAAAUGGCAAGUGUGAGUCUGAGACAACACAGCUGCCAGAAAGAGCCGACGAGCGUGUCAGGAUUUGUCCAGCUUGGAUGAUGUCAUCGGUGGGAUUUGUGGCGUGAUGAAGCUAACUCUGUGUUUUAUCUUUUUCCACAAAACUGAUCCCGGUGCCUGACUGUGCCGCAGCCAGCUCACAGACGUAUGUGAUGAGUUCCAAUGAUCACAUGAAAACCUUCAACAGUCAACUAUUUACUUCCAUGUGCUAGAGCGCCGCACUAUUAAUAGAUGUGUUGGAAUAUUCAUGAAUCGCAACAUCAAGCGGCAUCGUGACCAGAAACGGAGCCACGUUGCUCUGAUUGUAAUCGCGAGGCCUCUCAAAACCAUCCCAAGAAUGUGAGGCAAAUAUGUUGAGCUCGUCAUGGCGGCAGAGAGUCAGCAUCAGACGUCAAGUGUUUUUUGUGUGUCCGUGCGUGCGGAUGCAGCCAAGCUCCACCCCCUAACACCCUAGCCCCACCCCCCACUCUGUUUGUUAUGGACCACAACGGCCUGCUGAGAUGGAUCGCUGCACAAACAAAUGUUUGCUCUGCCCUUCGCAAACCCCCGAGACAGACGGACACGCACACACAUGGUCUUACAUCAGAUUGGUCUGUUGCACACCGUGAGAUAUGUUUUGGAGAGACUACGUUGCUAUUUUUUAGGCUUGUUUCUUUAAAAAGACUGCUGUUGGUGGCGUUUGUGUGUGUGAGUGGGGGUACCAGCUGGCCACCAGUCAUUGCCCCCACUGGGAGAACCGGGGGCGUUAGGGAGGCAGACAGUGUGAGGGAUGAUUGAGGUGGAAUUGGAAGAGGAAUGUCGGGAUGAAAGGGAUACACAGAUGGGGGAGGGAGGGGCUAAGAAAGCCGUCAGUCACAGUGAGGCCAGGGGUCAAGAGAAGGCGGGUCUUUACAAGCCAGAAAACAUAACAGAGGAGAAAGGUGGCCACGCUUCAUUUUCGUCUCUUCUCUCUCCUUCAGUGCCACCUUUGUCAUCUCUCCAUCCUCUGAGUGGGCGGAGCUAUGAGGAUGAACGCGCUGACUCAGCAAGGAGAAGAAAAAAAUGAAAAAUGAAGCAAAGCCCCGUGGGGGUGACGUCAGACGGCGUUUAAUGAGAGAAGGAUCGGGAGUUGAGUAGCCGCUGCUCCAUGACUCCACAGCCCAGCACCUCCAUCCAGUCGCCCUGGAAACGCACUUCCAUCUCAAAGGAAGGAUGAGUGAAGGGGAAGUAACAGUCCACCCACCGCACCUCCACAUCUGAGGAGGAAGAGGUGGAAAUCAAUCCUGAUGAUAUCUUUGAAGGCACCUCCUGCCAGCUGACCUUCUCCAAACAGAACCUAUGCCCUCCGGCGGGUGCGUGAUGCCUUCAGGGCCAACAAGCAAGUAGAUGACCCCAAAACUGUGGAGAGGCUGGUUUUGGAGGGCCGGCAGUCACUGGCACUGAUACAAAGACAGGUGGCCAUCGGGCACAUGUUCAAG